Mesoplodon densirostris (Blainville's beaked whale) is the source of this 675-nucleotide messenger RNA. Its product is annotated as speedy protein E5-like. NCBI's taxonomy places the organism in Eukaryota, Metazoa, Chordata, Mammalia, Artiodactyla, Ziphiidae. The record is from RefSeq and is a predicted model, not a curated record. The transcript has 7 exons. Gene Ontology annotation, biological process: positive regulation of cyclin-dependent protein serine/threonine kinase activity. The coding region runs from base 1 to 675 and encodes 224 amino acids. Gene Ontology annotation, molecular function: protein kinase binding.
AUGGUCAUUCUUAUCCCUUCAGAUGUCACGUGCAACAUACUCAAGGAGGCAGGGUUCAAUCUUCAGGGUGAGCUGCAAGGGCAGACUCGGGGCCUCCCAGCCGCCCAGGACAGCAGCGCCCUGGCCUCCAAACCCACCUCCUCGGAAGUCGUCUCCAAGCUGAAGUCCUGGAAGAAGCGCAGUCAGAGGAGGAACAUGUGGACCGUCACUCAUGUUGAGGGAACGAAACUCAGGAUCAACAAGAGAAGAUCCAGUUAUCGUGCAGAAGACCAAGAGGCCUUCUACCGGCUUCUGGAGGACCCUGUUAUCCAGAGCUUCUUGAAAGCUGAUAGUUUCCUGCAAGUGUCUGACAAGUACCUGCUCUCCAUGGUGGUGGAGUACUUCGGCCGUGUCGGGCUGCCUGGUCACCUCUACAACAGGAUCCACUUCUUCCUGGCCCUCUACAUCGCCUCCGACAUGGAGGAGGACAACCCCACGGCCAAGCAGAGCAUCUUCCCGUUCCUGCUGGGCAGAGAGCACUGGCAGCACCUCUACAAGAAGUUCCUCCAGCUGAAGGUGGAAUUCUUCUGUGCCAUGGAGUACCGAGCCUGGGUCACCCGGGAAUUGUGUGAGGAGAUCCAGGCCCAGAACCCACAUCACUGGGUCUGGAGUCGGGUGCGCCCUGGCGCCCCCUAG